Molecule: messenger RNA, 633 nt
Organism: Trachymyrmex cornetzi
Lineage: Eukaryota; Metazoa; Arthropoda; Insecta; Hymenoptera; Formicidae
Exons: 3
Coding region: 253-633 (126 amino acids)
Source: RefSeq, a predicted model, not a curated record
AAUUGAGGGACAAAGACAGAAUUGAAAAAUUUAAAACGACAAAAUGAAAAUAUUGAUAACCCUGAUGAUCCAGUUCCGAAAAAGCAACAGAAAUUAGAACAAUGGAAAAAUGGAAAAUCUAUAGCUACACAAAAAACGUUAGAUACCGCUAUAUUACGAUUUGUUAUUGAAGAGAUUCAACCUCUCUCUAUUGUCGAUAAACCAUCGUUUAUAAAUCUAGUCAAAAUCGGAAUACCUUCAGCUAUUCGAGUGAUGUGUAGAAAAACGUUAAAAGAAAAACUCAGUCAAGCAUAUACUAUAAUGAAAUCUGCUCUAGAAAAUAAAUUAGCCGAAAUCGAGAUAGUAUCAACUACAGCAGAUUUGUGGAGUAAGGUAAAAAGGAGUUAUUUGGGAAUAACGGCUCACUGGAUUAAUCCAGUAACUUUUGCAAGAGAAUCGGCUGCAUUAGCUUGCCAUAGAGUUCAAGGAAAACACACAUAUGAUAUUUUAGCGAAGGAAAUUAAUUCUAUCUUUUUAAAAUAUCAUAUACAAAACAAAGUUUGUUGUACGACGACCGAUAAUGGUUCAAAUUUUGUUAAAGCAUUUCGAAUUUUCGAAAAAAAUGAAGAUGAAAAUGAUGAGGAACCCACAUAA